AUGGCAAAAACUAAAGUGGCACCUUUGAAGAAAAUUACCGUUCCCUGCUUGGAACUCAAUGGUGCACUUCUUGCUUCAAAAGUUGCGUCCAAAGUUCUCGACACCUUACAGUUACCAUCCAUCACCAUCUAUUGCUGGUCAGACUCGAAGACAACUCUGAGCUGGAUUCGAUCAAACCCAGGAAAACAUAAACAGUAUGUGGCGAACCGAAUCACCAAAAUCCAAGAGCUGACAACUAUCGACUGCUGGAGGUAUGUGCCAACUAAAAGUAAUCCAGCUGACAUAGCUUCUCGAGGCGUCUACCCUUCUCAGCUACAUAGUCUUGACUUAUGGUGGUCUGGUCCAACAUGGCUACAAAAAGAUGAAGGAGAAUGGCCUGAACAAAAAUUUGUCGUCAGUGAUGUACAGGAGGUGACAACACUUUUUGCUACUCAUAGCCCGUCGAAGUUAACAGAGGAUAAGAUGGCACUGGGUCUUCUCUACAAAUAUUCUGACAUCAACACAUUAAUUGGUGUAACAUGCUGGUGCUAUCGUUAUAUUGCCAUCAAACUAAAACAACCACAUGCUACCUCAUCCUGGUGCACAGCUUCUGAGCGACAAGCUGCCUUACAGUUUUGGAUAAGGUAUGUUCAAAGAAUACAUUUUACUAAUGAAAUUUCUUGUCUCUUACAGGGUAAACCUGUCAGCUCAAAGAGCAAGCUAAUGAAACUCAAUCCAAUGAUUGACGAUACUGGCAUCGUACGAUUGAAUGGCAGAUUAAAAAAUGCCCUAUUGCCUGUGUCUGAACGGUUUCCUAUCAUUUUGCCUAAGGAAAGUAAACUUACGUCUUUGCUUAUUGAUCAAGCACAUAACGCCACUAUGCAUGGUGGCAAGCAAACGACAAUUAACUUUCUUCGAAGGCGCUAUUGGAUUAUCGACUGUUUAAGCAUUCCGGACUAG
Eupeodes corollae is the source of this 939-nucleotide messenger RNA. RefSeq lists its product as uncharacterized. The coding region runs from base 1 to 939 and encodes 312 amino acids. The transcript has a single exon. The record is from RefSeq and is a predicted model, not a curated record. NCBI's taxonomy places the organism in Eukaryota, Metazoa, Arthropoda, Insecta, Diptera, Syrphidae.